Molecule: messenger RNA, 16884 nt
Organism: Dunckerocampus dactyliophorus (ringed pipefish)
Lineage: Eukaryota; Metazoa; Chordata; Actinopteri; Syngnathiformes; Syngnathidae
Product: signal-induced proliferation-associated 1-like protein 2
Exons: 16
Coding region: 11053-14787 (1244 amino acids)
Biological process (GO): regulation of small GTPase mediated signal transduction; establishment of epithelial cell polarity; epithelial cell morphogenesis
Cellular component (GO): plasma membrane; Golgi apparatus; cytoplasm
Molecular function (GO): GTPase activator activity
Source: RefSeq, a predicted model, not a curated record
CACAUGCCCCCCACCACACCCCCACCCCCACCCCGGCACCUCCUUGUGUGUCAUUUCAACACUGAGGGAUUCAAUCCAGUUUGCAACCUUUGUCGCAUUUCAUCACUUGCCCUCCUCCUCCCCCACCUUCCCCCAUCUCUCCUGUCUCUCCAUUGUGAGGCCCAAUUGUCUUUUUAAAAAAACAGCGCUAUGACACAGUCAAGGAGUCAGUGCAAAAGCAUCGUUGCAGUGUGGUGCACGGAGGCUUGAGCCAGACAGGAUGAGCUGAGUAUGCUUGGACAAAAAGAGGACACCUAAUCCUUAUUUUUAAAGCUAAAAAUAACAACAAAAAAGCCCACCAUCUUUGAUUUGCCAGGUAUUUCUGUGCAUUGAAGGUGACAUGGUGUUCUAAAUGCAGACCAUGAUGGAAUCACAACCAGAAUUGGAGUAUUGUUUUCAAGGUGGCAGUGAGAAGGAGGGCUGCCGGAGUCAGGUGUCAACCCCCCUUCUCUCCCUCUCUGUAAUUUAGGAUGGGGCUGUGAGUGUGAGAGACCACAGGGUUUCAAAUGAUGCUGUCGGGAAAAGAUGCAGGGAUGCAGGGCCUAGCAUGCAGUGAUAGACACAACAACAGCAGCAGCAGCAGUCACUUACAUAAGCCAGGCCACUGAAAGGACGUGCCAUUUAAUUUACAUUGAGCCGCACUCUCCCUCCUGUUCUCUGUACUAUUCAUUGUGGUAAAUUGACAUUAAGGUUUUUAGCCGCAAAAUGCAUUUUGACAUGACAUGAUGGAUGGAGGGACUCAAAAAAGGAGAGGAAAAAAUUGGUCGUUUGCACGCACUGUUAACGUCCCAUUGAUGUGGAAUUUCAGCAUUAUAACCAUAUGGUUGUUAAAUGUAGCUACGAUAUAGUAGGAUGCAUGCCGUGUGAUACCAUUACCAUUUUGAUUUGCUAUGUUUCCAUUGGUGUGUGAUUCAUUGUUUCUGUGCAACUUCCUGUUUACCUUUUUUGACAUCUGUCAAUUGCCAACCUCUUCUGCAUGUGUCUAUCAUGGCUAGUUAUUUUUCUCAUUCAAUUUUGAAUCCACAUACUGAAAAACAUAAUAAAAUAAACUAAUAAUUCAAGGUUGUAGACAACCACAAUGUAUGCCACCAGGCAUCUUCCAAAGUUUGUCUUGCAUUUCAAUAAUACAAAAGUGCAUAAAAGCACUGUUAAUUGUGCUAGUGGGGAAGUUGGAAAUGGACUUUCCCUAAGAGUCUGACUUGAUAAAUAUGUCAUAAAUUAAAGAAGGAGAUAGCAUUUUUGGUCUGUGUUGAGAUACUGAAUACAGCUGCCUAGCAUUACCCAAAUAAAACUACAGUUAUGCUCAAAAAUAUUAACCCUCUUAAGUUUAUAAAUGUUUUAAUUAUUUAGCAACAAACCAAACAAUUUUAAUAGUGUAACACAGCUAAUAUUACAAAAAUAUAUUUAUUGAAAAAUUUUACUUGUUAGUUUGUACUUUGAAAGUGAAUUUUACAAUCACAAUAGGGGUUGAAUAAUUUCACAUGCAACUGUAUGACCUCUGUUCUGCAUCUAAAUAAUGUGGAGGACUCAUUAGCACGUAGCCUAAUUCGAAAUCAAAUAUUUCCAAUGGGAAAUAAUAAAAAAGGUUUAUAACGGGUGAGAGAAUAUAUGGUAUGCCUAUCUCACAUACGUGAGUACUGUACACCCUUCACAUUUCAGCAGCCAGCUAUUUACAAGACGAUGGGCAAUAAUGGCUGUGUUGAGUCAUUUUCAAUCAAUAAUAAUUUUAUACUGCUGUGUGGUGAUUGGAACACCAAUAUAAAUGAAAUCAUCAAGAUAAAACACUCUUAAUGCCCAUAAUACUCAUCAAACUUAUUUGUUCAUAUAAUGCACACAGAGCAAUGAACAACUUCAUGUGCUGUCUCCUUUCUGCUCCUUUCUCCUUGCGGCGUGAGGCGUUCAGGUACACUCGUAAAUGUGUGCGUUACGUGCUAAUUGUUUUUAAUUUUUGUUCAUCUAUCCCCUGUGACAAUUGGUGUACCCCGCUUUGGGAACCAAGGGUUUAACCGAUUAAUCGAAAUAACAAGCUCAGAAAAUUUUUACGUUAAAACGAAAAUGAAAGUUAAAACUCAAAAAAUAAUCAUUAGCCGCAGCCCUAAUGUCAUUGAUAUUGCGUAUUAUAUAAUUGAUUAUAUGCCAUCAAUUCAUAUCAUGUGUAACUUUAUCCUUUUAAAAUCAGUUUAGUUUGAAUAUGAUUUUACCUCAUCAAAUAUAAACAUUGGAAUCUGUUAAAUUCAACAUGUUCGCGUUUAUAUAUAUAUAUCUGUCAUCAGAUCAGAUUGUAAUUUGUUGUGCUGAGGCAGAAUCCUAAUACAUUUUACUUCCUUGAAUGACAAUAAACCUUGUUUUCCUUCUUCUGAAUGUUUUUGUUAUGAUUGCUCGCAUGCUUUUUCCGUGCAGUCAUGUUGUAUGCGAGUAAUACACUGACUAGGUUGCUACAGGCAGCGCACUUUCACACUCGAUGUACACUUCUCAGGAAGUUACAUGGCUGCAGAGGGCUUGCUGAGCACUUCAUUUGAGUGUUUAAACUCCCCGAAGGCACCUGUCAAGUUAUUUGUUUGUUUUGCCUGCAAUUGUAACUAUCUUAUGUUUGCUCUUUGUAAAUAUUGGUGUGCUGUGUGCUGAGCAUUGACGAUGCCUUGGAGCAGCAUUGUGCACUAAAACUGAGUCACAUUCAGGGGAAAUAAACUUGAGCUCUAAUGGCUCGUCCCCUUAUCACCAUGGCUACUAAAACAGUUGAAUAGUGCUGCGAUUAAUUAGCAAUCUUGAACGCAAUCACAAUAGAAAGGAAACUAUUAGCAACUCUGAAGGUAUCUCUGUAUUGAGAAGUGUGUGUGUGUUUUACCUUUUGUAUUGAGAAGUGGCGAAGUGACUGGGCAGGUUUUGUAACCAAAAUAUUAAAAACAGUUCUCUGGAUAAUUUAGUGCAGUUCUUCACUGAAAACUACAAUCAAUUUAAUAGACUGACUUUAUUUGAAUACCUCUCUGACAGUUGGGGGGGGGGGAGGUUACAGUCAAAAUGAAUGUCAAAUGGUGAAUGGCAAAAAUGCGACUAAUGGACACCCAUAAAAAGCCCUUAAAAUGCCUAUUUUUGACAUGCUACAAUAUGCCUCAGUUAUUAAGCACAUUUUAAAUUCUGUUUUACACAUUAAGAAACAAUUAACAGUAUGCAGCAUUGUACUUACAAAACAUGCAGUUACAUAACAUGUCUUGUCAACGCAUCUUCCUGCUGGAAAAUGUUGAGUGAAUUAACUUAUCAGACCUCUGCUGGAUUCAUGGUUGCAGCACUCAUUUUACGCUGCUGAUAGCGCCAUCAAUCCACUUUCCAUUUAAGUUACCAUUUAUAUAUUAAAAAAAAUAAUAAAUCAAAACGCCACGAAAUUCGAACCGCAAAGUGGCGAGGGAUGACUGUAUGUUUUCAGUCUAUCUCAGCUCUUCAUUUUGAAAUGCCCACACAAAGCCAUUAUAUUUACACAUGACAUUAUAUAGCAGAAACCAUUUUAAAAAAUCCUGUAUAUUUAUGUUAAACACCUCUUAACCUCUUUUUAGAGACUCUCAAUAAUGCCAUGCAUACAUACAUUUAACCAUUAAGCCAGGCUGUGGCAGCCCUUCUCAUUGUUCACGUUGCCAUUACACAGGAAAGUGCUCUCAAGGCCAUUCAAAGCCACUGAAAGAAAGCACACCACCACCACCACCACCACCACCAACUAGCUGCAAGUAUAAAGGGCACAAAACAUCCUGCCCGGAGACCAAUGUAAAAAUACAUUUUUGUUGGAAUAAUAGAUUGUCAAGCUAAUGCACGAGGGCCUCCAUUAGGCAGGCAGUUGCCUUGCUCACAUGCAAAGAGGAUAGAGCAGCUCGAGCAGAUGCUUUUCACUGCUGCAUCAUCUGUCUGCACCAAGUAGCGAUGCGGUCAUUAUGGCAAAUGGAGGGGCAUCUUCACAUUCUCAGUAAAAAUAAUUUAAAGUGACUCUUAUCUUUAGCCUGCUUUAUAUAUUGUAGGUAUGAGCAGGUAUCUGCAGCACCAUAGUUACGAUACCAGCUUGUGCAACGUGGUCAGAAGGAGUAGAUCUGCUAGUGUGAAUGAUAAGCUUUUAUGCUGUAGGGAGAAAAUAUACUGUACACCAACAGGAAGACCAACUAACCAUUAAAAAAAAGUAAAUACUGCACUUUUUGGUCAAUUAAGGGAGAGACAAUGGACAGAAAAGCAAUUGGUUAUGUCAUCAGAGCAUCAGCAUCGGAUUGCUGGGUUUCAUUUGAUGUCACAUCCGGUUGCUGUCAGCCCCACCUCAAAGAGAUGAGGGGGAAAAUAAGCGUAUUUGUAACCAGCAGUCAUGUAAAAUCAGAACAAAAGUACUGCAUGCGCCAUUCUCACAUGUGGAAAUCAUUCGGAUAUGUAUUUCGGAGAGUAGUUCAGAUAUGUAUUACGAAGAUAGUCCAUCAUAAUAGGGGAAAAAAGUUCAGGAAACAACCAAAAAAUGCAGAGAAGCCACCUUUUUGUGGUGUUUGCUAACCAGCUGUCGCUCUUGUCGAGUGGAGCAGAGUAAACACGCUCCAGUUUACAGUGAGCAACAAGAAGCACAAUUUAUACUAAAAUCAAAGUUAAGACGUUGCUGGAACUCGAAAAUGUGAAAUGAUGUAGCUCACACUUUUGCCAAACACUGCAUCAAAACGAUGGACACAUACAAGAAUGUAUUCAGGCAGACUGAUUUGGUGCAAGAAUGCAAAUUGACAAGUUUGAAGCAUUGUUUUGUUUUUCACUGCUUUUCCAUCGUCUUGUUUUCAACAAUUGUAUAUCUUCAUGCUUCACACCAUGUACACUCACACAAUUAGAGCAAAUCAUUUCAACGACAUGCACCGUUAUUGGCUUUAAUAUCCAAAAUAUUGUACAUACACACUGAGUGUAUGUAUGUACUGAGUGUGUAUGUGGCUGGAUCUUAUGCUUGCUUCCCUUCUGAUCACAGGAAGUGAAGCGAACCGCCUCUACGUCACGUGGUUUGCUCUGAUGUCAUCUCUAUGCAGAUGGCCACUAUGGGGGAUAGUUUCACAAUUAACCAGCAUAAGAGGUCGAAAUGCAUUUCCUCCUUUGCCAUUUUUACUUGGCAGGUGUAAUAUCUUACGUACAUAAACAACGAUGCAGCAGUGUCGUAUUUGGACGAUCAUAGCACUUGCACAGCAUCCAGUCUGAUGUCAUCCCCUAUUCAGAUCUCACGAUGUUAUGCAAUAGUCCUCAGUAGUUUUCCUUUAUUUUAGCCACUCGGUGAGCUGUUGAUUACAUUUUAUAUUGUGUUACUUUGAUAACCGCACAAGAUCAAAAUAAAUGUGAAUGUUUUAGAUGGAAUAGGUGUACUAACAUUACAUAUGUAUGAUUAACGACGUCUGUGGGAGGGGGGAAAAAAAACUGCCUGUGAAUGUCGACAAGAGUUAUUGAAACGGAGAAGUCAUUUUCCUGAAAUAAUGGCAGCAGUUUUAGCCGUCUUGAAUCAUAAUGGACACAAAUAAAAACCGCUUAUCGGUAAAAAAAAACAACAAACAAACAUUUCAUCACACUAACAAAGCUGGUUGAACUGUUGCACAUUUGCAGCCAUAUUACAGUGCACUCUGCUUUAUUAUUCUUGACGUAUAAACAAGGAGGACACAAAGGGGGCAGUGUGUCUUCCUUGGGAAGUGGACAAAGUAUAAGCACAGUGUUGCAGCCAGAGUGGUGGGAUGGUGAGCUUCCCCUUCUGCAUGUAGUUCUGCUCGUGUGACAUGACUAGUAAAAGAAAAGUGUUCAAGAUCAGCAUGAUAGAUGCAGUCAUCAAGUCAAGGGGCAGUUACACCUGUAGGGGCCCACGUGUGUGUGUGUGUGUGUGUGUGUGUGUGUGUGUGUAGGGCUGCAGAGGGACAGCUGCUCUUCCUGUCAACAUGAGGACAGUGUGCCACAUCCAUGAACACUGUUUGAUAGUGUCAGCACACAUGGACCUCUGUAACACAUGCGCGCACACACAUCUACUGUAACCCUCCACAAGUGUAUUUUCAGACACACAGGAAGUGUUAGUGCUCUGCCAGCACACCAUGUUGAUGUCAUGGCAAAUACAUAUCAAACAAUAGAGGUACUUACUUUUACCAACAGUAUGACGGCCAGUGUGGAAACAAUAGCUUUUGCCGAGCAAUGCUUUUAGCGUGUGCUUUUUUUUUACGUAGGUAUUAAUAUCCACAAUACGAUAGAAACUGCUUGUUUACACUUUAGUAUGACUGAAGGCUCUCUCAUCAUGCAGCUGCUGCAACUUGAAAAUGAUUUAUACACCCUAAUGUAAGAAGAGCUUACUUUUCAUUUUGUAAAACAUUAAUUCUGGCCUUAUGUCAGUGCUGUAAAACAGGGGUCCCUAACCACUGGGCCGCGGUGCGGUUCGGUGCCGGGAAGCUUUCUGGUGCAAUGAUAAUAAAAAAAAAAAAAAACACUUAAAAAAUACAUCUGUAAAUAACUACAUAAAUUUUUAUGUAAAUGCAUAUACAUUUUGGAAAUACGGGCCAUUAUUUUAUUUUAAAAAAUAACAUACCGUUACAAAUCCCACAGUUUUUGCAUGUAUGUUUGUUGCAAGCGGCGACUCGUCCCACUUUGUUAGACGGUCCUUGAACACACCAUUGUGCGUGUGCUAACUUUCUUCCACGCUGCACAAAUGAAUAAUUAAUAUACUGUAUUUUUACCAUUUGUUCUUUCACCUCAUAUUUGGUCUCUAAUGCUGAUACUAUGUGGGAAUGCAUCAAGGUCAGUUCUGAUGACGUUAUUAAGUGCUAAUAUGGAUAUUUGUUGGUGCACAACUUCAAGUUAAUUCAUGCUAGCACACUACAUUUUACCACACACAUCAAACAGCGACGUGAUAAUCUCUCUGGAAAAACAGCAGCAUUUCUUUGGCGAAGUAUUAAACUAGUCUCUGAACUUUCUUGCGCUGUUCCGUUUGUACUUACUUUGCUGACCAAACAUCUCAGUGAGUGUUAACUGUCAGUGUGUAGUUUUUUUCCGAGAUGAGAAAACUGGGUCGAAUGGAUACUGUAUAUUUAGGUGGUCAAGUUUGUUUUGUUUAUGUUGCCACCACUUUCAAGUAAAUUUGGCAUAUUGGCUCGUUCAUGUUUAUGGGCUCACAUUACUCAUUAUUAUUAAUUCCACACAGGGCCUGUGGCAUGUGGCUUUGCAAUUUCUCCUAAAUUACUUUGCUUUGCUGCUCACAAGGCUCCACACUUUUGCUGUGUGUAUGCUAGCGGCCCCCGCCUCCCCCCAUAGAGACAAAGCAACUGUAUGACUGACUCGCUCCGUCCCAGAGUUUCAAGCCGUUGCUCUAUGAAGCAUCUAGGUGCUGAACUCUCUUUCUGUGUGUCUGAAGGCGAGAGACAAGAAAAACAGAUGCACGUGGCAAUAUAUGGAGGCCGGCAAAAUUAUCGAGUUCAUUUUCAUUUAUCAUGCGGUAAAUUAAUUAAUUUAUUUAUUGCAAGAGUUUUUUUCUGAAUGAGAAAUCUCGUCACGUUUUAAUCUAGCUUCUUCAUGAUAGUAUUAAUUCUUGAAAGGUUAUUGAAAAGACAAUGCAGAGCACAUUAACAAUAAGUUGAAAAGGUCCUAUAAUGCAAAAGGUGAGCUCUCAACAAUGUCUGUUCUAUCAACACAAACUGCAUCUCCACCAUUCAGCCAGCAUUGAUUUCAGGAUGGCCUAUUUUGUCUGAUAAUGUGGAUAGAGUACUUUUUGCAGGCAUAAAUAUCAAUAUUGUUGACAUUAUUUUAAUGUAAAAGUAAUGUCACACAGUCUUGCACAGUAAUUGCUUUAUAGAUGUCGCAGUCGAGAUGUGGCGGCAAAACGAGGUGGACCCAAGUGCAGGGUUGCUAGGAAAUGCAACAUUGGAAAGCCGCUCAAAAAGGUUUAAUUCUAAAAUAAAAUCCAGUAUCCAUAAAUGCAAAAUACUGACGUAAGGUUUGCAAUGUCCAAAACACACAAAAACAUAAGGACAUGCAAGGGGCUAGGAAAGUCUAACUAGUUUGGAGCAGACAUACCACAAAAGACGUAUGGAGACCAGACAAAGACUAGUCAGAAAACUGGGGACUAAAUAAACUGACUAAUGAACUCUGGUCUGUUUAAAAAAAAAAAAAAAAAAAUGUAUUAAACCUGUGUCCUGUAUCUGCAACAUUAUCCAAAUCCUCAUCAAAAUGUGUAGAUUGUUAGGUGGAAUUUAAUUUUCUUUUUUUGUUUGUGUAAUCUGCUGUAAAAAUGGUCAAAGAGCAAAGCAAGUGGUGGCCUAAUGCUUUUACCGUGCUGUAUGAAUUUUGACAUAUUUUUAAAGCCGUUAUGAGGAAAAGGUUUUAAAUCUAUUGUUGCCAGCAUGACAGGAUUGUGGCAGGCAUACACAUUUUUGGCCAUCCUGACAAACAUCCUAUUUGAAAAUAUUCCACUCAGCUCAGGUGCACACUGGGAUGGCGAGGUCCAUGUGUCUUUGGGGGACAAUUAUUCAGACUGACACUUGCAAAUGCUUUGGACGGAAAAGGAGAGAUACUGUCCUCGGAAUGGCAGAAAAAGAGAGAGUAGUGCAGCGCAAUCGACUUAACAGCUUUUUGGAAGUGGGCCAGUUCACCAUCCGCAGUGUGGCUCCAGAAGGGUGAGGCUUGUUAGGGAAGAGAGGCUUUGGACUGAAUUUGACCAUCAGAUACAGUCUCAUUAAUACACUACUAUUACUUUAUCUAAAAGCAGCACCAGCAGGCUGUGGCCAGUGUCAAAAGGUUGAGCAGCAAUGCAGUGCAGCCCGACCUCUACUGUAAGUCGUGUGUAGGAUCAAUAAUGAGAGCUGGUUUUAGAUUUCUGAAAAUCAAUCUUUUUUUUUUCUUUUUUUUUUUUAAGAUGUAUGAAGGUGGUGAGGCAGCUCUUCACUAUAAAAAACACUCUCAACACUUACUCCAUUUUAAUGUGGAGUACAGAAAGCAUGACGCUACAUUGCUUACUUUUUUAAACUUUUGUUACCGAUCACGUCUAAUGGCAGCUAAUCCCUUAAGCUGAUUUUCACAGCUUCACCUGAAGGGAAAACAGAUCAGCCAAUUAGAUUGCCACACAAUCAUCCUGGAUUCGGCUGUGGUUAGCAGCUUCUUCAUGUGUAGCCUGCAUGUGUAGGUGUGGAGACCAAGUGAUGACGACACUCAUCCUCUCUAGGUUCAAAUGUCAGUCAUCUCUUCCCGUUUCACAGGACGCACGCUUGCGGUGUGUGAAAUACUGUCAAGCGACCAGGACUUCCCCAAAUAGGGUGCAAGUGUGCAUGUCUGUCUUCUUUCACUCUGUAUCUUGAUGACUUAUUGCUAGUGACAUUUUGACCUCAAAGCAAUAGCAUACAGAAAAUAAAAACUUCCUUUUUUCGUUUUUGCACUGAGCCUUGUUUCGGGCCUGUACCUCGGAUGCUGUUGAGAUGGCGUGUCUGCUGGCAUCAGCGGGUUCACAAUUAAACACAUGCAUUAUGCAUCCUUUGAGAUUCAGAGGCCACUUCUCUGUGUUCUCAGUGAGCGUUUGCAAGGUUUCCAAGCCAUUUUUGAGGCUGUCAAUCACACAAUUGUAGGACUGUGCUUGUUAAUUUCAGCUGUUUUAUGUCACAUGACUGCAUGCUUGGAGUUGAUGAUCCAUGAGUGUAUCCAAGUUGAUGCUGAUAAUCCAGUACAAGAGUUGUGGAAAAAUCUUAACAAAUCUUUACAAAGAUAAUAAUGCUCAGGUUUAACUGACACGGUCAAAGCGGUAUUUACAUUAUUGUUAUAUAUUAUCAUUAUAAUAUAUCAUUAUUGUUCAUUUACUUCUGCAGUAGGGAUGCACCGAUCCACAUUUUUUCUCUCCCAAUCAGAUCCUGAUAACUGAAUUUGGGUGUCUGCCGAUACGUUAAAGAUAAAGUUCUGAUACCCCAGCUCUGUUUGCUGUAAUAUGCAACCACGCCAGCCAUAAGAGUAUCAGCAAAUGUAGGUAGAAAAAUAUCAGCGACACUUUCUGCUCCUGACUGUAGUAAUUGGACAUAUCAGUUUUAUAUCAGACUAGUGUGUGUGUGUGUGUGUUGUCAUGUUGGUAACCUUUUUUAAGCUGAUGUGCAGGACAACUGUUAAUACUGUAGGUUGUCUCUUCUUCACUUAAAAACAUAUGAUCACAGAUAUAUGCCACAUAUCAGUGUAUAUCACAGAUUCAGUUUUCUUCCGGUAUAUAGAAUACUGUAUCGCACAAUUGCUAGCAAAAUAAUGCAUUAAUAAUAUAUGAGUUACUCUGUAACUCCAAACCCCUGGUUUGCAGUAGAGUGGGCUGUUUAUAAUAUUUUGGUAACCAUAGUUGGCUGUAUUAGAAGAACAAACCUCUAUCAUACGACAAACUUAAAAAAAAAAAAAAAAAAAGAAGUUGAUGAAACUGCAAUUUACCAACUCUUGCGCUCUAAAGCAAUACAGUUUGUGUGUUUUCAUCCAUGCAUUUCUAAUAAUCCGUAAAAGCAGAAUUCUUCAUACAGCUCCUGUAUGAGAUUGUGUCGGUGUACAUAAUGAAGCGGCAAAAGCAAAGAGUUGAAGGUUCUUCAGUGCACUUCCUCCUCUGGUUUAUUUAAAAGGAUGUAGCUGAGUUAAUGUUGAUGUGGCGGUAGACCUGUGGCUCAGACAGCAUGAGGGGCCAUUCUCCUUUCCCAUCGUCCACCACACUAUACUGACGCACAGGAGACAAUGCACUGAAGAGUCAGUGGAUGCCAUGUUGGGUGUGCAGACAGGGCCUCGUAUAAGAGGAAGGAGAGUUGGGCCACAGUGAUGGUCAUCUUUGUUCCGCAGGAAGCGGAACCUCACAACUCCCGGAUCACUGCCAAAACUCACAACUCCACACCUGGAUGAACUCCGCAGUGACAUUCUUUUCACAGCAAUCUUCAUCUUUCACACGCCGCUGUGUGUUGAAAUGUUUUAAAAAAGGACUAUAUGUGUUGCUCUUACUGAUUGGAAGCUUUCCAUCUUCACAUCUGGAUAAUAAUAAACUGGAUUGGAGUCAGUUUCCCAGGCACAAUGCAGUCCGAUGACCUAUUCGUCCGUAAGUUUAGGCGCCAGAAUGUGCGGCCGCCAGUGGCUGCCGUCAACUUUGAUCCCAAGCGGGAAGUGGGUGUAGUAGAGUGGCCACCCAGGAGAGAGGGUGACGGGUCAGAUGGAGACAACCUGACCCCGAGUCGAGCAGGUCUGACACUGCGGGCGGUUGGUCGAGGCCACAUCAUGCAGAGGAGUAACAGUGACGUGACUUUAGGAGACUUGGACUCUGGUGGGAAGGUUGGGGGUAAAGCAACUCGGGUGGUCUGUGAUAAGGUGGGCGUGGGGGUUCAGGGGGACUCGGGUGUGCUGCUGCACAGGGAAUAUGGCAGCUUGUCCUCACUGGAGAGACAGACUCAAGUCCAAGAGUUAGGAACUGUGAACCAGGAUCCCCUGAGCCCUAAUGCUCUCCGCUUUAAAGACCCCUUCCUGCUUUUAGGACUGCAAGGAAACCCUCCAGAGCCAGACGGAUUCUUCCGAGGUUUGUCUUCUUCAACGGGGGACUCUCCAAAACCUGCCAAACCUCCCAAGCCUGAAGGACUGAGUAAAAAGUCCAAAUCUGUGCCCCCUCAAAUCCCUCAGCCGACUCCUUAUGACAACAUCGGGGGUGGCGCUUGGGUGAGGAACUUUGCACACUACGACGUUCAGAGCAUCCUGUUUGACCUCACGGAGGCUGCCUCAAACAGAGACAGCAUUGGACGGAAAAAGAACAUCACCUCGGGGGCCUCCGCCGCCUCCCAAAUGCGGCCCCUCUCUCAGGCCACACCCUCCUCACCCGCACAAGGUGGAGUGGGCAAUGUGGGAGGCGUGGAUGACCCUGAGCAGUCGUUGCUGCUGGACGAAGGUGACGGCAAUGACAACGAGCUUCUACUCAGUUGCCCCCACUUCCGAAAUGAGACAGGGGGAGAGGAGCAGGUGGGUCUGGGCCGAUUCCCAGCCAAGCGGGGACUGUGGUUGAGCCCGCGGACCCCCAACGACGCAGUGUCGGUCCUGGAGGAGCCCAGAGAGAGUCAUGUCCAGCAACAGGGAAAAAGCAAUUACUUCAUAGAGCAUGCAGAUCUGGGGGCGCAUUACUAUCGUAAAUAUUUCUACAUGAAAGAACAUCAGAAUUUCUUCGGCAUGGAUGAUCGCCUAGGUCCAGUGGCCAUCAGUUUUCGCAGAGAGGAGAAAGAAGGCACCAGCGGAGCUCAGUACAACUAUAGAAUUAUCUUUCGCACCACAGAGAUGAAGACGCUGCGUGGUUCCAUCUUGGAAGAGUCUGUGCCCUCUGCGGCCCGUCACACAACACCUCGAGGCUUGUCUCCCAAGAGGCUGCUGGAAUUUAUCAUGCCAGAACUCAACUUGCAUUGCCUUCGCUUGGCUUCCAACUCUCCCAAGGUCCGCGACACUUUGCUGAAGCUGGAUGAACAAGGGCUGAAUUUCCAGCGAAAGGUCGGUGUGAUGUACUGCCGGGCGGGCCAGAGCUCUGAGGAGGACAUGUACAACAACGAGAGCGCCGGGCCGGCAUUUGAAGAGUUUUUGGACUUGCUCGGGGAUCGCGUAAAACUGAAGGGUUGGGAGAAAUACCGAGCUCAGCUGGACAACAAAACCGACUCAACAGGGACACAUUCCCUCUACACGCGUUACCAGGACUAUGAGAUCAUGUUCCAUGUGUCCACCAUGCUGCCCUACACAGCCAACAACACCCAACAGCUGCUGAGGAAACGACACAUUGGCAACGACAUUGUGACCAUCGUGUUCCAGGAGCCUGGCGCAUUACCCUUCACUCCAAAGUCCAUCCGCUCUCACUUCCAGCACGUCUUCAUCAUCGUUCAAGUUCAUGAGCCCUGCACUGACAACACCUAUUACAGGGUGGCCGUAACACGCUCUAAAGACAUCCCAUUAUUUGGCCCGCUGUUCCCUAAGGGUGCUCGCUUCCCUCGCUCGCCUGCGUUCAGAGACUUCCUCCUGGCCAAGGCAGUCAAUGCGGAGAAUGCAGCAGAAAAGUCUGAGAAGUUCCGCUCCAUGGCUACCCGCACGCGACAGGAAUACCUGAAGGACCUGGCUGAAAACUAUGUGACCACAACGCCCAUCGACUCCUCUACUAAGUUCCCGCUGCUCUCCUUGGGAGGCAAGCGCAAAGACAAGCUGAAGGGAGCAAAGGGGGCGGAGCUGCACAGUGCCGGGGCGCUGGUGUGGGCUGUGCUGGUCGAUGGCGCUGAUGAAAGCGAGGAAGAGCACAAGCUUCCAUGUCUGCUGGGUGUCUCAGCCGAGUCGGUGGUGCUCAUUGAGAGGUGCACACGCAGGGUGGUGUUUAACUGCUCCUGCAGGGAUGUCAUCGGAUGGAAGGCGGUGACCGAAACAAAAGAAGGGGGACCCUGUUUGGACAUCUUCUAUGAGCGUGGCGAGUCGGUGUUGAUUAGUGUGAUGGAGAACCAGGCUGAAGAUUUGAAAGAAGUGGUGCAGAGGCUUGAGUUGGUUACCCGGGGGUGCGAGGCUCUGGAGGUCACUCCCCUACGUGACGGCGUGGGCCAGCCCGGCUUUCUGAUGAACGAGGAGGGCUUUGUGACAGAGCUGCAGCGAUUCUGCUAUGCAGAGAGCGGUGGCCUACAGCUGUGGGCUCGUGUGGUUCGCCUGUGCGGGCAUUCCCUGGUCCACCUCAGUACAGAGGAGAGGACCAGGCUGCUCCGCACGGCACACAAGAUUCACAUCACCGUCAUCCCGCCGGACGAGAACGGGAAGCCCCGCAGGAGCUUCUCUGAACUUUACCAGAAAGCAAUCAAGGAUGCAGAGUGUAAGCCGGGUGAGGAUCAGUCCAGUGAGGCCUGGGUGCUGGAUGAGAGGGAGGAGGAGGAAGAAGAGGAGGAGGAGGAGAGGGAGGUGCAUGGUGUCACCGAGAUGGACAUCACAGAGGUCCAGGGGGAGAGCGACGAGGCAGCCAAGCUUCAACGACAAAGUGAAAGAGAGGACUCGCUCCUGGCACUGCCAAGUUUACCUUUGCUGCGGGCCACUUCUCUGCAGGACCAGAGGUCUGAUCAGGACCAGGAGAGCUCACAGCUUACACGCAGCAUCUCUUAUGGAGAUACUUGUGAGGGUCAUGUGUACGGCAACGUGGGUUUAAAGGAGGACCGCCACAUGUAUGAGAAUGUAGGAGAGCUUAGAGAUGCCACACCUGAUCUAAUACUGGCAGUCAAACCCAAAGUUCCACUCGAGGACGAACAGUUCAUGGCAGCCGACUUCAGUGAGGACAAAGCUUCGGCAAGCGACUCGUCCCUCUCCUCCUUACGGUUGUCGUGUGUGGACCGUGCUGAGAGGAAUUCACGAGCCUUAAGUCUUCACAACUCCAUCACCAAGAUUCUCUCAGAGACAACAGAUUCCACAGAAGAAGAGUGGCAGUCCAUCGCUGACCUGGCCACAGCCUGCCGCAGCAUCCUUGAGGCUUUGUCACGCGAGGAUCGUAAAGCUGCAGACCAAUCGGGAGCUGAGCAGACGGACGGCAAGCUGAACACAAAAGAGAGUGACUCUCCAGGCCACCUGGAAGAGAAGGUGUCACAGCUGGAGGCCAUGCUGAAGAAGCUGCAGGAUGACCUGCAAAAGGAGAAGGAGGACAAGGCGGUGCUACAGGCCGAGGUGCAGAGCCUGCGGCAGAACAACCAGCGGCUGCAGGAGGAAUCGCAGAGCACGGUGGCGCGCCUCAUCAAAGUCACUGAGCUGCUGUGCAACGUCAACAAGCCCUGUUAGCGUCCGCCUGCCGGCUGCACGCUCCCUCCAGCAGCAGAAUGAUGCAAAAUGUGUGCGCCGUCCUCAAACAUAUCCUCGAUGAACAGUGAAUAGUGACCCUGCCUGCUGGUGAAGGUGUAUGCAAUUUGACUCCUUAAAACGUAAUGACAUUCCCUAACAAGUCUGCACUUCUGGUUAUUGUUGCCAGAGUGCUUCUCUUGGUGUGUGUGUGCGUGCGUGUGUAUGUGUGUAUGUGAUACAUGUGUGUGUUAGCCGCAUGCGUGUGCAUCUCUUACUGUACUUUGCUUCAAAUACUUGACAAGCUGGGCCCAACAGCACUUGCAUAUUAAGUGGCAGUUAAGACAGAGUGUGUACACCCAAUAGCAUGUUUAUCUGAAAAAUGACCAAAAGUGUACACACACAGUUUGUAGAAUCACAUGCAUACUAAGUGUGUGUGUGUUUAUACUGUAUAUCAACACUUAAAUGUGAAGUAGCGUUGCUAUGCUCUGUCCUGCACAGGUAGUGUGGAAGGUCAUUUAAAAUAGAAAACUUGUUAAAUACAAAGAAAAAGGAGGCCUUUAGGCAACAAUCUCUUUGCUUCUCAGUAGUACUGUACUCAAGUUUCUAGGGAGGGAUCCUCUUAAUGAUCCCUUCAUUAAACGAAAAGAGGGGAAGGAAAAGCUAUCAAAGUGAGCUUGUGUGUGUGCGUGCGGGUGUGUCUGGGCGCUUGCACUGAAAAAGGGGUUAUACUUCCCUGGAAGACACACAAUGACAGGAAAAGAACCGCUUCCUUCCGCAACUUUCCUCUAACCUCACUCAAUAUUGUAGCAGCCAUACUGUAGAAGUCCUCCUGCAGGCCUCACGGCAGCUUUUAAAGGUGUCGAAGUGAAACACCUCAAAGUGGAAAACAUAAUAUCUAGUUAGAAUAUUGUAGUGAACUGUUUUGUGACCACUGGAGGUAAUAUUUUAUGGCUCCUGAGUGGUAGCAGCGAGAGGAAAUCUUCCUAACUUGAUGUGUGUUUUUCUGUGUUUGUCUUGCACUUUUUUGGUUAAAUCAGCACUGGACAGAGGCAAGUAUUGCAUUUUUAUUUACCCUGCCCAUGCUCUACUCACUACCUUACCUCGCCUUUUUUGUGCCCACUGCUAAAGGCACCGCUGACAAGGUGUGUUUAAAAUUUAAAAAGAGAUGGACUGCUUCUCCUCAGUGCCAACGAACGCCCAGGCAGCUCUUAAGAGUUCCACCCAAAUCAAGACCUUCUUUACAGUGGAUUUCACACAUCCAAGACUCUCAACGCUCUUGUUUGGUGUACAAACUUCCUCUUGUAAUGUUAUUUUAGAGUCACUGUGAAUACUUGGUACCAGCAUAUUAAGAUACAGUAUAUACAGAUGAAAUGAUCAUCUUUAUUAUCAGUAUGUGAAGAUACUCUGUACAGCUCCUGUUAUUUGGGCAGAUGAUUAUCAAUCAGAUAUUAUCUCCUGGACAUGCUGAAGCCUCCAGACUGAACUGUUGGUGUGAGAAGACCUGUUUUACUGUGUCUUGUAUUGUUGUUUAGAUGGUAGGAGGUCGGUCAAGCAUGAGAAUGUGCCAAGCAACUACCCAAACAUCCCCUCUGUGUGUGUGCGUGUGCGUAUGUGUAAGUUAUUUAUCAUGCAAAUGUGGAUAUUCUUGUAGCUGUUGAAAAUGGAGGGAAAUGUGAAAUAGAGCAGAGUGGAAAGGCGGGAGACUUUGUUUUAUUACAGAAAGCCAGCAGUGAUAGAAUCAUAUCUGUAAAGCUUGCGUUCUAGCUUUCAUAAGGUCUUAAAACACCAUUAGGUACGCCUUAAUGAACGAGAUCCUGGCAGGAUGGUCAAAGUGUGAUUUCUCUUGACUUUGUGCCUACCUGAAAAUGUAAUGUACGUAAACCCAGCUCACUCUUCUCAACUUUGUCUCAUGGUUGCACUGACUGAGGUUUCCACGGCAGAUGAACAGAACAUCUGCUGUCUGACCAGAAUGGAGACCUGAGAUGAAGAUAAGGUCUGUUGUUGUUGCUCUCAGCUGAGGCUUUGCAGCUCGAGUUGUAAGUGAAGCAAUCAGACUAAUACAUGGUUUUAAACCACAAUUAAAGAGGAAAAAGGGUG